CUUUUUAAAAUAAAAAUUUCCUAGCAUAAUGUAUAUAUAUAUAUGUGUGUGUAUUUAAGUAUAGGUUAUGUCAAAUGUGACCGAAAAUCUUUAAAAAGUGAAAAACUGUAAAAUAUACAAACCGAACGAUGUGUAAAACGAAAUUGAUCACAUCAGUUUUGGAACGAGUUCUUCAGUCGACUAAUUUUGCCCAAUGUUUACAAAAACUCCAAAUAGUCUCAGCAGGAAAUGGAAAUUGCAAAGCACAAUUAGUUGUAUCCAAGGAGCAUUUAAACUUAGGUGGUACCAUGCAUGGUGGUUUUACAAGUACCCUUAUUGACUGUGUUUCUACAUAUGCAGUAAUGACGCAAGGAAAUAAUUUACCAGGUGUGUCAGUGGAUUUAAAUGUUACAUUCAUGAAACCUGCUCUUCCUGGUGAUUUGAUAACAGUUGAUGCUAAAACUGUACGCAGUGGAAAAACAUUAGCUUUUCUUGCAGUAGAUAUUACAAAAAAUGAGGGGAAAGAUAUAAUUGCUCAUGGAAGACACACAAAAUUUGUUGGGCAAAAAUAAAAUAAAGUGUAUGUUGUUAUCUACUAUUGAUAUCGAUAUGAUUCGUAGAUAGAACAAGUACACUAAUUUAUUAUACUAAUAUAGUACACUAAUAUAUUAUAAAAUCUGAAUAAUAUAGCACUGCAUUAAUGUAUAUAUAAUAUGUAUAUGUUUAUAUAAUUGCUUAAGAGAAUACAAUCUCUUUAUUGGGUAUUGCAUUAUAAUAUUCAUCAAACA
Messenger RNA from Frieseomelitta varia, 767 nucleotides. Its product is annotated as acyl-coenzyme A thioesterase 13-like. Gene Ontology annotation, molecular function: fatty acyl-CoA hydrolase activity. The transcript is spliced from 4 exons. NCBI's taxonomy places the organism in Eukaryota, Metazoa, Arthropoda, Insecta, Hymenoptera, Apidae. The record is from RefSeq and is a predicted model, not a curated record. The coding region runs from base 129 to 551 and encodes 140 amino acids.